AUGUCUUCGACAUUAGGGGCCUUUGUUGCUGGUGGAAUAGCAGCAUGUGGAGCUGUUACUGCAACACAUCCGUUCGAAACAGUGAAGAUCCGCAUGCAAUUGCAAGGCGAGCUUCAAGAGAAAGGGCUCCAACCACGAUUAUAUAAAGGGCCUUUCCAUGGUGUCGCAACUAUUGUACGAAAUGAAGGUCUUGGGGGCAUAUAUCGAGGAAUCGGCGCUGCAUACAUCUACCAAAUGAUCCUCAAUGGAUGUAGGUUAGGCUUUUAUGAACCUAUACGAGGGACUCUUACCGGCGCAUUAUUUGAAGAUUCGAAAACACAAAGUUUGGGAAUAAAUAUCUUCUCAGGCGCAACAUCAGGGAUAUUGGGUGCUGCCGCAGGAAGUCCAUUCUUCUUGGUCAAAACGAGAUUACAGAGUUUCUCACCACAAGCACCAGUGGGCACACAACAUGGCUAUAAGAAUGCUAUGGAUGGAAUGAGAAAGAUCUAUACAACAGAGGGAGUAAAUGGACUUUACAGAGGAGUGGGAGCUGCUAUGGUCCGGACAGGUUUUGGAAGCUCUGUCCAGCUACCAACAUACUUCUUUGCAAAGCGGAGACUUGUGAAACACUUAGGAAUGGAAGAGGGGCCAGCGUUGCACCUGGCAAGUAGCACAGCUAGUGGUUUCGUGGUUUGCUGUGUUAUGCACCCACCAGGUAAGCAAAUUUUGAUUAGUAAAUGUACACCUCGAUUCUAA
Messenger RNA from Sclerotinia sclerotiorum 1980 UF-70, 735 nucleotides. RefSeq lists its product as hypothetical. The record is from RefSeq and is a predicted model, not a curated record. The coding region runs from base 1 to 735 and encodes 244 amino acids. Lineage: Eukaryota; Fungi; Ascomycota; Leotiomycetes; Helotiales; Sclerotiniaceae. The transcript has 3 exons.